This is a messenger RNA of Corylus avellana, 972 nucleotides long. RefSeq lists its product as uncharacterized. Gene Ontology annotation, molecular function: nucleic acid binding; RNA-DNA hybrid ribonuclease activity. The record is from RefSeq and is a predicted model, not a curated record. Lineage: Eukaryota; Viridiplantae; Streptophyta; Magnoliopsida; Fagales; Betulaceae.
AUGAUUAAGGCUCUCAUGAAAGGUCAGGAGGAAGAAGACCAAGAAAAGGAGGACGCCAAAAAGGAGCCACCUGUAGCAUCUACUCUGAAGGAAGAGAAGUUCCAAAAGAAAGUAGUGAAGAAGACUGUUCCAUCAUUCCCGAAGAUAGAACCUCGGCAACGUGAAGAUCGAAGGUUCACACCUUUGAAUACCAGGGUCAACGAAGUGUUUAUGGAGAUCAAAAGAGACCCAGCUUUCAGGUGGCCGAGUAAGUUGCGGGGUGAUCCGAGGAAGCGAGAUCGGACGAAGUUCUGUGAGUACCAUAAUGAUCACGGGCAUUUGACGGAAGACUGUAUAACCUUGCAACAGGAAAUCAAAACUUUCAUUAGAAAUGGAAGGCUAGUAAGAUUCCUAGCCGGAGAAAGGAACCGAGACGCGGUUUACCAACAGCCCCUCUUGUUGGAUGCAAACCGAGAUGCAGGGGGACGAGAGCCGAGACGUGAUCGGGAUGCUGGUCCUAGAGAGGAUCCGAGACCCCCUCGGGAUCAAGGAGUGGUAGGUGAAAUUCACACCAUCGCUGGGGGAAUAGCUAAUAUAAGACAGUCUAACUCAGCCAGAAAAGCCUACGCCAGGAAAACGCAGGCCGAGGAAGUCUUUACAGUACAAAGACCCUCCAAAGUUGCAAAAAAGGAUUCAGUGGUCCUUUCUUUCUCCGAAGAAGAUGCUAGGGGCGUAAUGCAGCCACAUGAUGACCCGCUAGUUGUAACAAUGACGGUGGCUAAUCAUAUGAUCCAUCGAAUUGUGGUGGACAAUGGGAGCUCGGCUGAUGUUUUAUAUUGGCCAGUCUUUAAGCAAAUGGGUAUUGAUCGUGAGAGGAUCAAACCGUUUAGCUCUCCCCUAGUUGGAUUUACAGGAGAGCAAGUCCAGCCGAUUGGCCUUAUUUCACUCUCUGUAACGGCAGAACGGCGCCCAAACAAAAGACCGUCAUGGUAG